This is a messenger RNA of Lotus japonicus, 3073 nucleotides long. RefSeq lists its product as uncharacterized. The record is from RefSeq and is a predicted model, not a curated record. Gene Ontology annotation, molecular function: protein dimerization activity. Lineage: Eukaryota; Viridiplantae; Streptophyta; Magnoliopsida; Fabales; Fabaceae. The coding region runs from base 358 to 3045 and encodes 895 amino acids. The transcript has a single exon.
UUUUCCCUUUGUUCUUGUAUCUUGGUUACUUUGUUGUGGCUGUACUUUAACUUGGGAGAGUUUCUUUUUUUCCAAGACCUUUUUUUAUAUCUAUAUAAUUUCUCUUUCAAAAAAAAUUAUUGGUUCUUGUUGCAGUUUGAUUCUUCAAAUGACACCCCUUUUGGUUUGAUUCUGCAGGAUACUUGCCCUUGUUGUUUUCUGCUCAGCUUGCUGGUAAUCUCUUGCGGCUAGUUUUGCAAUUGCACUUUUGGUUCUCAACACCAGGUUUUAUUUUUCUAGUUCUUUCCCUAAUUGAUUUAGCUUACUAAUUGAUUUAGUUGAACAAUUUAUUUUAAAUUUUUAUUUUGAAAUAUCUAAAUGUCAACUAGAAAAUUUGAAUCAGGUUAUUCAAAACUGAAAAAAAAGAAAAGACUUGAAGCUUUGGUUGAAUCACAAAAAGGGGCUUUAGAUAAAUUUGUUAAAAAAAGUAAAUUUGAAAAUACAAGUGGUAGCUCAUUGAAUGAACAAGUGAACAAUAUAGGCGCAAAUGAAAAUAUGGAAGAAGAAAUGGUUAAUGAACAAGUCACUUCAAAUGAAAAUAGAGAUGAUGUCUUUGUUUUAGAGCAAGGUAAUACUAUAGACACGAAUGAAAGUGCAAAUGAAAAUAUGGAAGAAGAAAUGGUUAAUGAACAAGUCACUUCAAAUGAAAAUAGAGAUGAUGUCUUUGUUUUAGAGCAAGAUAAUACUAUAGGCACAAAUGAAAGUGAAAAUAGAGAAGUAUUGAUUAAUGAACAAGAUUGCAUUGAUUUGCAAACUCACAAUGAAGAUAUAGAAGAAGUAUUAGAACAAUCCAAUCCUAAAAAUAUAUAUGACCCGAGUCAAUGGACAAAUAUUGAUACAAAUUUGAGAGAUUUUCUAGUAACCAAUGGUCCUACUAAAGUUAUUGAUAUUGAUUUUCCUAAGGAUGAAUUUGCUAGACACUUUUCUCCAUCAUUUUACUUUCAAAAAUUGCCCAACGGAGAAAAGCUUGAAAGAAGAUGGUUGAUUUAUUCUCAAGAUUUAGAUAAAGUAUUUUGCUUUUGUUGUAAAUUAUUUAAUACUCUUACUAGUACUAGUAAAUUAGCAAAUGAAGGUAGUCGGGAUUGGAGAAAUAUUAGUUCUAAGUUGAAAGAUCAUGAGAAAAGCAGUGAGCACAUUAUUAAUAUGAGUUCAUGGAUUGAAUUAGAAAUAAGAUUAUUGAAAAAUAAAACAAUUGACAAACAUGUUCAAGAAAAAAUUAAUAGAGAAAAAGAACAUUGGAGAAAUGUGUUGUUUAGAAUCAUUGCAGUUGUUAAAACUCUUGGAAAAAAUAACUUAGCCUUUCGUGGAACAAACGAAAAGAUUUACCAAGAAAAUAAUGGAAAUUUUUUAAGUCUAAUUGAAAUGAUUGCAGAAUUUGAUCCCGUAAUGAAAGAACACAUUCGUCGUGUAAAAGAUAAUGAAAUUCAUAACCAUUAUCUUGGACAUAGAAUACAAAAUGAAUUAAUAAAUUUGCUUGCAAAUGAGAUUAAAACAAAAAUUAUAACAAAAGUUGUUAAUGCAAAGUAUUUUUCAAUCAUACUUGAUUGUACUCCUGAUGUAAGUCAUAAAGAGCAAAUGUCUAUCAUAUUAAGGUGUGUGGGUUUUUCUUCAACCCCAAUACAAGUAAAUGAAUAUUUUUUAGAAUUUUUAAUAGUAGAUGAUACAACUGGCAAAGGUCUUUUUGAUGUUAUUAUGAAUGAACUAAAUACUAUUGGACUUGAUAUUAGUAACUUAAGAGGACAAGGUUAUGACAAUGGAUCUAAUAUGAAAGGAAAACAUCAAGGAGUUCAAAAAAGGUUUUUAGACAUUAAUCCUAGAUCAUUUUAUACACCAUGUGGUUGUCAUAGUCUAAACUUGGUACUUUGUGAUAUGGCUAAUUGUUGUUCUAAAGCUACAUCAUUUUUUGGAGUAGCGCAACGUAUAUAUACAAUAUUUUCUUCUUCUACCAAAAGAUGGAAAAUUCUACAAGAUCAUAUUCCUAGCCUAACUCUUAAAUCAUUGUCACAGACACGUUGGGAAAGUCGUAUUGAAAGUGUAAAAGCUUUAAGAUUUCAAACGUCACAAGUAAGGGAUGCUUUAUUGAAAUUAGCCAAAGUUAGUGAUGAACCUAAAAUAAAGAGUGAAGCUGAAUGUUUGGCAACUUAUGAGCUUGAAAAUUUUGAAUUUUUGUUAGGUAUGACUAUUUGGUAUGAGAUCUUGUUUGCGGUAAAUUCAAUUAGUAAAAAUUUGCAAUCAAAAGAUAUGCGUAUUGAUGUUGCUAUAGAGCAAUUGAAAGGACUUAUUUCUUAUUUUAAAAAAUAUAGGGAAGAUGGAUUUGAAACUGCCAUAAUUUCUGCUAAAGAAAUUGCUAUUGAAAUGGAUAUAGAACCCAAAUUUCGUGAAAAACGUAUUAUUCGUAGAAAAAAACAAUUUGAUGAAAUUGCUGAUAAUGAAGUUCUAAAAUCUCCUGAAGAAUCAUUUAAAUCUGACUACUUUUUGUACAUAGUAGAUCAAGCAAUUAGUUCAUUUCAAAGUAGAUUUGAACAAUUUAAAAUAUAUCAAGAUAUUUUUGGUUUUCUAUUUAGCAUUAAGAAGUUAAAGUCUUUAGAAAUUGAUAGUUUAAAAGAAUCUUGUCUUAACCUUGAACAUUCGUUAAAACACAAUGAAAAUUCUGAUAUUGAUGGAUUAGACUUAUUUUCAGAAUUGAAAAUUUUAAGAGAAAUCAUACUAGUUGAAAAUGAUACUCCAAUUGACAUACUUAAUUAUAUUAUUAAACUUGAUUCUUUUCCAAAUGCUUUUAUUGUUUAUAGAAUAAUGUUGACAAUUCCUGUAACCGUUGCGUCAGCGGAAAGAAGUUUUUCAAAAUUAAAAUUAAUAAAAUCUUAUCUUAGAUCAACUAUGUCUCAACAAAGAUUAAAUGGAUUAGCUUUAUUAUCAAUUGAAAAAGACAUGUUAAAUCAAAUUGAUUAUGAAAAUUUAAUAAAUGAUUUUGCAUCUAAAAAAGCUCGAAAAAUAAAUUUUAAAUAACAAAAAUUUAACGUAAUUUUUUUUUAAA